AUGUCUGGCCCCUUGCGACCUCCGGCCCCAACACCGCUCCGCCACCCAGCGACCGAGCCGCCGAGUAGCACAGCAGCCGAGCCGCUCGCCUACCGAGCAGCCGAGCCGCCCAGAAGCCGUGCCGCCGAGCCGCCUAGCAGCCGAGCCGCCCUGCCGCCGAGCAGCCCAGCAGCCGAGCCUCUCGUGGUGACCCUCGCACCCCCCGUCUUUGAGGGGUGUUCUCCCUCCCCCCUCUUGCCCUCUAUUGCCUCUGCUGCUGCGGCCGACCUCGUUGCUUUCAAGUCGAUCGGCGCUGCGUCUGCCCCGAGCGGGAAACGCCGCACCGGCAGGGGCAAGGGGGGGAAGGGCACUGGAGGGGCUGGAGGGGAGAGUGGAGGUGGUGGAGGAGGAUGUGGAGGGAGUGGGGUGGUGGUGGGAGUGGUGCCGGGGGUGGCGGCGGCGGCGGGCAGCAGUGGAGGAGGCGGAGGCAGUGGAGGUGGCGGAGGGAGCGGAGGCGGCGGAGGUGGCGGAGGAGGCGGAGGUGGAGGAGGCGGCGGCAGCGGCGGCGGCGGUGGUGGAGCGAGUCGCGACUCUGCGCACAGGACUGGUGAGCAGUGCGAAGGCUCGCACUCCACCCAGCGGUGCUUUGGUCGCCUGACGGACGCGUGGCGUCGCCAGUUCCCUGAGGCGUCAGAGAUCCCUCGCUGGGGAGAUCUGUCUAAGGCCGGGGUUGCUAUCUUUGAUCUUGAUUUUGAUGCUAUUCUUGCUGCAAUGUAUGCUGUUCAUACUAGUGUUGCGGGUGACUGUUACCUGUGUGUACCGCCUGACUCGGGCAUUGAGGCCGCUGCUCUAGGUGCUAGUGCGUCUGCUGCCCCAGGUGCCAGUGCGUCUGCUGCCCCAGGUGCUGGUCAGUCUACUCUCUCAGGUACUACGUCGGCUCAGGCCUUCCACACCUUCACCCUGGACUCAGGUGCGUCCCGCUCCUUCUUUCGAUACUGCACCACUCUUACGCCGCUCAGUCGGCCGGUUGCAAUCUCCCUGGCAGACCCCUCUGGGGGUCCUGCCCUUGCUAGCUUCUCCACUCUCCUACCAUGCCCGGCAGCCCCCUCAGGCACCCUGUCUGGUCUUUACCUCCCCUCGUUCUCUACAAACUUGGUGAGUGGAGCGGACCUACGGGAUAAGGGGGUUGACCAGUUCACUCCUGCUAGUCAGCGAGUGACCCACUGCACGUGUCCUCGGACAGGCCGACACUUGGCCACGUUCACCCGUCGGCCAAGGUCGAGCCUGUACACCCUUAUUACUGAGUCUCCUCCUGCUGCUGAGUCUGCCCAGGUAGCUGCGUCGAGUCAGUGUUCUUGUCUCUGGUCUCCCUCGGUCUCUCCCUCCCCUUCCUCCGGGGCGUGGCCCUACCUGCGUCCCCUGCGUCGAGGGGCGACAGCGCGCCGCCCUCACUCCUCCAAGUUUCCUCCAACAGAGGCUCCGUUGCAGACUCUCCUUAUGGACGCAUGGGGCCCAGCCCGCGUCAGUGGGCAGGGGCGCGAGCGGUACUUCCUGCUGGUGGUUGACGACUACUCGCGUUACACCACAGUCUUCCCCUUGCGCAGCAAGGGUGACGUCACCGAGUUGUUGAUCGAAUGGAUCCGCGCAGCUCGUCUCCUACUCACAGAGAGUUUCGGCUCGGACUUUCUUGUUCUGCGUCUGCACUCGGACAGAGGCGGGGAGUUUUCCUCUGCCCGUCUGGGAGCCUUCUGUCGUGCACAGGGCAUCCGCCAGACCUUCACGCUUCCGACCUCUCCACAGCAAAAUGGGAUUCCUGAGCGCCGCAUUGUACGCCGCGCAUCAGCUCAACCUGCAGCCCCGGUCUCCUUGCCAGAGACCUCCCCCGCCUUGCGUUGGACCGAGAAGGUUGGCGAUGCGUCUGCGUUUCGGGUCUGGGGAUCUCGGGCGUUUGUCCGCGACUUGUCUGCGGACAAGCUGUCCCCCCGUGCUGUACCCUGCGUCUUCCUUGGCUUCCCCCCUGACGCGCCUGGGUGGCAGUUUUACCACCCCACCUCGGGCCGUGUUCUGUCCUCCCAGGACGUCACCUUUGACGAGUCGGUGCCUUACUACCGUCUCUUCCCCUACCGCACUGCGCCUCUCCCCCCGCCGCCGCUCUUCCUUGCACCAGGUCCUCACCCGGUACACCUUCUCCCCCCUCAGGGUCCCUGCCCUGUCAGGUGUGUCCCAGGUAGACGCAGUGGAGCCUGUUGA
Molecule: messenger RNA, 2229 nt
Organism: Closterium sp. NIES-65
Lineage: Eukaryota; Viridiplantae; Streptophyta; Zygnematophyceae; Desmidiales; Closteriaceae
Source: the annotation of a GenBank genome assembly